Durusdinium trenchii is the source of this 1686-nucleotide messenger RNA. NCBI's taxonomy places the organism in Eukaryota, Dinophyceae, Suessiales, Symbiodiniaceae. The record is from the annotation of a GenBank genome assembly.
AUGCUUUUGGCCUCACCAGUGGUCCUCCCCACGGCCUGCGGGGUGCUCGUGGUGGCGCUGUUGGCGCUGCGGCGGGGCCGUCAGCCGUGGUUGGAGGAGUUGCCUUUGCGCUACGAUGGCGCCUGGAUCGCAGCCUACUGGCAGCGCCGCCCGCUGCAGUUGUUGCAACGUUUCGUGGAGGUGUCCUUGAAAACUGGUGCCUUCAGUGUGGCUGUAGAGCUCGACAAGUUCUUCGGUCGGGAGGAGGCCAUGGCUCCGCAACGUGCCCGAGAGGCGAAGGAGCUGAUCACAGAUCUUGGCCCUGCCUUUGUGAAGAUCGUGCAGGUCUUCGCAUCGCGGCCAGAUGCCCUUCCGGAGGCGUACCAGAAGGAGUUUGAAGGUUUGCUAGAACGAGUGCGACCUUUCAACAAAGAUGAGGCGAUGGAGACUUUGACCCGGAAUUUGGGUGAUGUGGAACGCCUCUUCGACGACAUGGCCGCCUUCAACGAGCCGGUGGCGGCGGCUUCAGUGGGCCAAGUCUAUCGCGCACGCAUGUCAGGGCGGCAGGUGGCGGUCAAGGUCCAGCGCCCGGAUGUUCGGGAGCAAGUGACUUUGGACCUCUUCGUGGUUCGGCAGAUCGCCAGCAUAGGCUCUUUUUCUCCCAUCGAGAGGUAUGCGCGCCAGUUCCGAAGCUUGUUCCAAUUGGUGGACCGUGCAGCGCCCCCGUUCAUCGAAGAGCUCGAUUACGAGUUCGAGGCCAGCAAUCAGACGGAGUUCGCCGAGCUGAUUGCCAAGUGUGAUUUGGUCUCAGACACUGUGCAGGUGCCGGAGGUGAUCAAAGCCUCUCGGGAAGUUCUCAUCCAGGAAUGGUUGCCAGGGAAGAAGCUGACUGAGCCAGGAGCUGCCAAGGACCAGGCGCAGCAAGUGAAAGUGCUGCUGAACUCCUACAUGGUGCAACUCCUGGAGACCGGUUUCCUUCAUGGAGAUCCCCAUCCAGGCAACUUCGUGCUGAUGCCCUCGGGCAAGAUCGGAAUCUUGGACUAUGGCCUGAUGACUCGAAUCUCGGAGGACAAGAGAGUGGCACUGAUCCAGUACUUGAUGCAUGUCCAGGCCAACAUGUACGACGAGUGCCUGCAAGACUUGGUAACCCUGGAGUUCCUGCCUGAAGGCAUUGCCAACGAUAAGGAGGCACGCGAGGUCAUUGUUCCAAGACUAGCGGAGACGUUGAACAUCCUCUUCGACCAGAGCGAUUUGCGGGUGCAGAGAGAGAAGUUCAUCAAACAACGCGAGGAGCUGGAGGCCUCUGGAAAGCUCGAGGUCUUACAGAGUGAGCUCCAGAACAUUGCACGGAAGUACGGCUCCUUUCAGCUGCCAGGCUAUGCCACGCUCAUCAUCCGAGCAUUGGCCACCUUGGAAGGCGUUGGCUUGAGAGCGAGUUCCUCCUUCUCCUUGAAGUCGGAAACCUUCCCCUAUAUCGCCCGGCGCUUGCUCACGGACGACAGCCUCCGGAUUCGGGAGGCGCUGAAGGCUUAUCUCUACAAGGGCCGCAGCCGGAUUGCACCUGACCGCCUGGAUAGCCUCUCUCAAGGCUUUAGGACCUUCACGAAUCUGAUGCCGCUUGGUCAGCACGCAUCAGAGCGAAAGGAAUGCAGCAGUUUUACAUGCCUCAAGGACCUGCACGUGCUCCGUUACUCAUAUCAACUAUGA